AUGGCCUCAAACGAGCGCGUUCGUGUCCGCGGACUGAGCAUACAUCGGCCGAUCAUCUAUGGGAACACUGCCGUUGUCUUAACGCAGAAGGAGCGGGAGUCUCUGGCCUCGCCGGACCACACCCACCGGUGGGUGGUCGCGGUGCGCAGUGCGGCCUCUGCUCCUGACUCGCAAAUCGUGGGAGGGGCAGAUGACUUGAGCUACUUCAUAAAACGUGUCACGUUCAAAUUGCACGACACCUAUACCAAUCCAACACGAAACGUCGAUAAACCCCCGUUUGAAGUGUCGGAAACAGGCUGGGGAGAGUUCGAGAUUCAAAUCCGUAUAACGUUCGUCCCAGAGUCGGGGGAGAAGGCUAUUCUCAUCUAUCAUCACUUGAAGCUGCACCCAUGGACUGCUAUCGGUAGUGGUGAACCCGAAAUACCUCCCCUCGAAGCUGCUAUGAAGCUGGGGCCGGUCCACUCCUGGCAGUAUGACGAGGUCGUUUUCAACGAUCCUUUCCAGUCCUUCUUAUCCAUCCUCACUGCGCAUCCGCCUACACCGCUCCCAAAACACAAACGUCGUCCCGUUCCCUUUCAUACCGCUAAUCCGGGAUCUCUGGAGGAGUCAAAAGGAGGCGUGCCAGAAUUUACGCUGCAAAUGGAGAAAGAGGAGGCAGAGCGUCUCGAUGCGGCGAGGAAGAAGAUUAUUGCGGAAACUGACAAGUGGAGAGAGCGUUUGAUUGAGAAGGAGAAGGAGCUUGAGCGGUUGCAACGGCAGCUUGAGGUUGCUGGAAGCUAG
This is a messenger RNA of Fibroporia radiculosa, 780 nucleotides long. RefSeq lists its product as uncharacterized. Gene Ontology annotation, biological process: regulation of transcription by RNA polymerase II; chromatin remodeling. Bases 1 to 780 code for a protein of 259 amino acids. The transcript is spliced from 4 exons. Lineage: Eukaryota; Fungi; Basidiomycota; Agaricomycetes; Polyporales; Fibroporiaceae. Gene Ontology annotation, molecular function: histone binding. The record is from RefSeq and is a predicted model, not a curated record. Gene Ontology annotation, cellular component: NuA4 histone acetyltransferase complex; Swr1 complex.